UGCAUACUCUUCGACAAUUUUCUUCGCCGGCAUUUUUCUGAUCUCGCUAACGCUUUUUUUAUGUUCAGUCCUGUCCCGUUUGUGUCGUGUGUAUCUCCCCUUUUUGGCUGCGGAACGCGCCAUUUGCUAGAUCUUUGCCGCGCUCAGCCUUCGAUUGCCAGAAAUCGAGCUACGGGGAAAAGCUCCAAACACAGCGAUGCCGUGGCGGAAAAUCGAAGGUGUCUUCUUUUCAGUUAAGUCACACAGUGGGCAUUCCAGCGGAUUUGUACAUUUUUUGCAGCUGCUGCGUUUCGUCUCAAAGACUGACGUCUUCGCCGUGCUUCACUCGCGCACGGGAUCAUGCCGACAAUUUCCCGAGUUUCCUGGUCAAACCCGCGACUAAUCGUCCCUCUAUCCUUACUUAGUUUCCCUUUCCGUCCCUCUCCUUCGCAAACAUCGGCAUAUGACCGUUCUUUCGUGAUUUCUUUAGACCGCUUCUUAACUCAGUAUCCGUCUGUCCCGAUAUGACUGCUUCUCUAGUUCGUCCCUCCACCACCAGUGCGCAGGCGCCAGGCAGCAGCAGGUCCGCACUGUCAAGUUUCUCUCAUCUCUAAAUCUGACAUAAACAGUCCUUUCCUAGGCUUUUUUCUGAGCAUCGACGUUGCCACUGGGGGAAUUGAACGAGCUGUGCUCUUGCAUCCAGGCCCUCGUGGCCCUUUGCAACCGGAAGUCCUGCACCUCUGAUAAGUAAAGCUUCACCAAUCGUAAGGAGGUCGGCUACAGGACGGACAGAGGUCCUUUCGUUGUUUUUUCGGGGGCUUGCUUGCUAGAAAUUCACACACUCUGCAGCUAGUCGCGUAUGCCGAUUAUAAAACUGGUUUCCGAAACGUAUCCCGUUGUUUACACGCCGUUAUUAUGUGGCUGCUGCCCACGCGCAAGGCCACCAAACGGCGGAGUGGCUGUUUCCGACUCGAUCGUUCUCUGGUGAAGGCCAAUCUUCGGGAAUCAUGUUACUCCGAGCCUCCCUGAAUUUUUGCAGCCUCGCUCACCAUACAGAAUCCGUGCGUUAAAGAUUGUCUUCGUGUACCCCAUCCCUUUCGUCUUCCUCACCCGUCUUAUUUCGUCGCGGCCAAGAGUAUUCGCCGGCGGAGAAGGACUGAUCUCUGCGGGGUAAGCUACCUUGGUGCGGCUGCUUCGAGCUCUGUCGCCCCGCCAACUCGAGUUCCUGCGUUGUCAGCGGGCGGAUCCGACUGGCGGGGUUCCUCUCCCGGACGAUAAGCUGACAACGCCUUGCUUUGCCGGGAGGUAUUUUGUGUUCUUUAAUCAAACAUUCUUAAUCGGAUAGGUUUAUGCAGGCAGAAUGUUCGAGGCCACAGAGAAGGGCGCGUCCGGAGACUCGCCACAGGCCGGAGGGAGUGGAGAGGCCACAACGACCGCGUCCGUGGACAGCACCGUGGAACCUAGUGCAACAGACGAGAAAGACACCAGUAAAGAUAAUCAAACGCUAUCUGCCGCCUCGGCACCCGACACCGAUUCUCCAGAUGCCAAAGACCGAUCGACAGGAAGAAGCGAUGGUCAGGCGACACCGGCCUCUUCCUCGCCCACCCCAAGUGACCAGAAUCCCAAAAAGGUCCGCGCGGAAUCUCCGUCAAAGGAAAGCCGGAAUAACGUAGGGGCGCCCCAGCCGUCGGAGUCGUCAUCUCCCGAGGCUGCUUCAGUUCCUGCCGCUCCCAGUUCGGAUGGGCCGGAGCCGGAGAACUCGGCGGCUGCCACGGCAGGUGCAGGCGGUGGAGAAUCAACAUUAUGGUCGUACUUCGGGUGGGGAGAUCCGUGGGCAUCCAAGACGCCUGCUGCCGAAGAGGCACCUCCUGGGCCAGACACAGGUGACGGUGGAGAAUCUCCAAGGAAAUCAAAAGACAGCUCCACAGUCGUGCGUUUCCAGGGGGUGACGAGCGAGGAUGACAAUGCAGCGUCUAAGCGUGCACGCCCAAGGAAGGAGAAUUCGGUUGACAAGAUGGGCUUCGUCGAUCUCGUGGAGUCCCUGUUGCUUAACCACGACCCAACAGGGAGACCCGGUCGGUUCAUAGACACCUUUUCAACCAGUGAAUUCGCCAGUGAACGAGACAGUGACUUGGAUUCAAUGGUGUCGACAGAGUUGAAGGGGAGUGGACCCGAUGACGGCCUAGUCUGGCAAAUGGAGGACAUCAUGGCGUUCGAAGAUCAGUUGCAUGCAGCGUUGAGUACCCGGCUGGAGCAAGAGGCCCGCCACAUGGAAUCCUCGCUGAAAAAGGGCCUCGUCGAACUUCAGGCUCAGCUCGGCGAUGACGAUGAAAUAAAAAUGAUUCACUACGAGGCCCGAAUGGCUGGACUUGAUCUGAUUGUGGGAAUUGACACUCCUGAUGACGCAACUGUUCGGCGAAUUGACCUAAGCACUCUUAUGAAUCUUUCCGUUUCAAACUAUGAUGAGUCUAUGUCUAACUCUAAACAACAGACGAGCGUUGGGGUAUUGCCUCUCCCUUCCGAAACUUCGUUUCCCUUGACACCACGACGGCAAGGACCACCAGCACGCGGAAAGGGAGGGACUUGGGGUGCAGAAAGUGGACGGUCACCUUUGCAGCAGAUGCAAGCAGAGUUACUCCGUCUAGGGACCACAAGCAGUGAAGAAUCGACUUCUGAGGAUGACUCCGCAGAGAAGAGAAAGACCGCAAAGAACUCUUCUCCCGGUGCGAAUGACAACGAAGGAAGGAGCCCGGCUCCGUCCGCUUCGUCUUCAACAGCGUCUACGUGAGCAGACAAUCGAGGAUCGAAAAAGCGGUAGAGCAGGAGAGCCGGUUACGAUCCCUCGGCGAUGCCCCUUUGCAGGAAUUUCCUCAUUCUUCUCGCAGGCCCGGUGCUGUUUGUCUUUCGCGCUAGGCGGCGUAGCUCUCUACAGCCCUGCAGUCAAUGUGCAGGCUCGUUGUUGUGUCCUGACGCAUUUUCAGACCUUUGAAGUCGUUUUCGACUCCCGAACAGCGUUGCAUCGUGGGCCAUCUUUUAUAGAGAUUAUGCUUUUCAACUCUUUGUCAAUUUUUUUCGGGAG
Toxoplasma gondii ME49 is the source of this 3058-nucleotide messenger RNA. RefSeq lists its product as hypothetical. The transcript is spliced from 5 exons. The record is from RefSeq and is a predicted model, not a curated record. The coding region runs from base 1340 to 2767 and encodes 475 amino acids. NCBI's taxonomy places the organism in Eukaryota, Apicomplexa, Conoidasida, Eucoccidiorida, Sarcocystidae.